Molecule: messenger RNA, 1500 nt
Organism: Pyricularia pennisetigena
Lineage: Eukaryota; Fungi; Ascomycota; Sordariomycetes; Magnaporthales; Pyriculariaceae
Exons: 5
Coding region: 1-1500 (499 amino acids)
Biological process (GO): transmembrane transport
Molecular function (GO): transmembrane transporter activity
Source: RefSeq, a predicted model, not a curated record
AUGACAGAGUCUUCGGCCCCCACGCUGGCCGCAUCGGCCGAUGCCACUAGAGACGAAACAAACGCCGUCCACCCACGAAAUUCGCGGCCACCAUCACCCGAAGUUGUGGAGGAGAAGGAAUUUAAAGAAGGGGGUUACGGAUGGGUCAUUGUAAUCGCCGUGCAUCUGCUGAGUGCUCAUACAUGGGGCAUCAAUGCAUCUUACUCGGUGUUCCUGGCCUACUACCUGCGUUCUGGCGCUUUUGAGGGAGCAAGUCCCAUAGCAUAUGCAUUCGUCGGCGGCCUCAGCAUCGCGAUAGCCCUCGUCAUCUCCCCGAUCGCUACCAUCUCAGUACGCGAAUGUGGAACGCGCAACACGCUCCUGCUUGGCAGUGCCAUUAUAACCACCGCGUUCAUCGGUGCCUCCUUCACCACUCGGAUGUGGCAGCUCAUCCUCUCCCAGGGCGUCGCCUUCGGCCUCGGCAUGGGCUUCACGUUCGUGGCGUCGGUCGGCGUGGUGCCGCAGUGGUUCGUCAAGCGGCGAUCGCUCGCCAACGGCCUCGGGGCCGGCGGGUCGGGCAUGGGCGGGCUCGUCUACGCGCUCGGGACCAACGCCAUGAUCAAGGACCUGGGCCUGUCCUGGACGUUUCGCAUCCUGGCCCUGAUCGUCCUGGUCGUCAACUGCGUCUGCUCGAUGCUGGUCAAGGACAGGAACAAGGAGCUCGGCACGGUGCAGGUGGCGUUCCACACGGCGCUCUUCAGGCGCCCAGAGUACUACCUCCUCUUGACGUGGGCCUUCUUCAGCAUCCUGGGCUACAUCAUCGUCGUCUUCUCCCUCUCCGACUACUGCCAGACCGUCGGCUUGACCGCGACGCAGGGCUCCAUCGUCGCCGCCCUGUACAGCAUGUCGCAGGGCGUCGGGCGGCCCAUCAUCGGCCACUUUAGCGACACGUGGGGCAGGAUCAACGUCGCCGCCGUCGGGACCCUCAUAUCCGCCGUCGCUUCCCUUACGCUCUGGAUAUUCGCCGGUCCCUACUUUGGUGGAGUAAUCGUCUUUGCCCUCCUCGGUGUCUUUACCGGCAUCCUCUGGGCCACCAUCGGCCCCGUCUCCGCCGAGGUGGUCGGGUUGGAGCUCUUACCAUCAGCUCUGUCCAUCAUCUGGCUGGUCCUCGCCGUGCCUUCCACGUUUGCCAUGGUCAUCGGUGUGAGUCUCCGAGUUCCGGGCCCCGGCGGGUAUUUAUAUGUGCAGAUAUUCGUGGGCUUCAUGUAUUUGGUAGCAUUCACAUCAGCCUGGUUCCUGCGAGGGUGGAAGCUGUGGCAGUUGGAGAAUCUGGACCGGAUCAAGAGCCGUGGGACCGGAGUGAUACGCAACAACAACGACGACGCAACAGCAGCAGCGACUGGAGAAACAGUCGCUAACGCGGCCAUCUCAGGUGGUGGUCAGCAAGCGGCGAGGGAGAAGGAAACCCUGGCGACGUACCUGAAGCGAGGUAAAUGGAUCAUAUCUACAAAGGCCGUAUAG